Molecule: messenger RNA, 1592 nt
Organism: Scheffersomyces coipomensis
Lineage: Eukaryota; Fungi; Ascomycota; Pichiomycetes; Serinales; Debaryomycetaceae
Exons: 1
Coding region: 130-1563 (477 amino acids)
Biological process (GO): proteolysis
Molecular function (GO): peptidase activity
Source: RefSeq, a predicted model, not a curated record
AUGCAAAAUUUCUGAUUUACAGUUUUCAAAUUGUUUACAGGUUUGUUUAACCAUACAGUUCCAUACUUUAAUUUUUCAGCAAAGGAUUUUAGAGCCAUACGAUACAAGCAAAGGUAGUUAACAAGGACAAUGUCGACUACAACAGAUUUAAAAUAUGAAGUAAUUGAUCACUUCAAAGUUAAAGAGAUCAUAAAUACAAGACUCUUAUUCAAAUUACCAUUAUCAUAUGCCGAUCCAAGCAAUGAAACCAAGAUAUCAGUGGUUGUAAAUGUGACCCAAAAGUUUGAUGAAACCAUUCAUAAGGAUACCGAAUUGCUUAACACAAAGCUUGUCCUUCCGGAAACACCUAAGUUAAUAUCAUAUAUUCAAGGUGGACCUGGUUUCCCAUGUGGUGUUCCAUUAACUAAUUCUGGUUAUACUAAAGUUUUAAUUGAUAAGGGGUAUCAAAUAGUGUAUCUUGAUCAAAGAGGUACUGGGUUAAGUACAGCUUUAGAAAGAAGAACAUUUGAGCAUUUGGUUCCUAAAAAGGAUGGAGAAGAUGAAGCUACCCAUGUUCAAAGACAAUUGGACUUUAUCCUUAAUUUCAGAGCCGAUUCCAUUGUGGAAGAUUAUGAAAGAGUUAGACGUAGUUUAAUUGGUGAUGAAAAAUGGACCCUUCUAGGCCAAUCGUAUGGAGGUUUUACUAGUUUCACUUAUGUGUCCAAAUAUCCAAAUUCAUUAAAGGAAGUGUUGGUUACUGGUGGAGUUCCUCCAAUUAACUUUAACCCUGAUGAUGUAUACCAUGCUACUUAUGAAAGAACUAAAGAAAGAAAUAUUCAUUACUUUAACAAGUAUCCUCAAGAUAAGCAAAGAAUGCAAAACAUUUUAGGUUAUUUACAAAAUAAUGAUGUCAAAUUACCUAAUGGAGGUACAUUAUCCGUUGAAAGAUUCCAACAAUUAGGUUUAUCGUUUGGAGGUACAGGAGGUACAGAUAAUGUUCAUCAAUUAGUUGUUAAAUUUGACUAUGAUUUAAAAUUAUUCGGAUUUCCUACUUUCCAAAUUCUUAACACUAUUCAAAAUGAAUAUAGUUUCGACACCAAUAUCAUCUAUGCUUUAUUCCAAGAAUCGAUUUAUUGUGAUGCAAACAAUGUGAAUUUGAAAUCAAGUGAUUGGAGUGCCGACAGAUUAAGAUACUUACCAGCCAAUGAUAUUUUUGUUUACAAUAGUAAUAAGGAAGUGACUUAUUUCACCGGUGAGAUGGUUUACAAAUCAAUGUUUGAGGAUUACGUUGAGCUUCAACCAUUUAAGAAAUUAGGCUAUGCUUUACAUGCUAAUAAAAAAUGGUCCAAGUUAUACGAUACUAAAGUCUUGCACGAAACAAAAGUCCCUAUUGUAGCUGCAACGUAUGUAUAUGAUCAGUAUGUUGACUUUGAUCUUACUAGAAAAGUGAAAGAAAAUGUAUUUAAAGGUAAUGGAAAUCUUAAACAAUUCAUUACUAGUGAAUUCUUCCAUAAUGGUGUCAGAGCAGGAGCUGAAAAAGUUCUUGGAUCAUUAUUUGAUCUUUUAGAUUGUGAAAUUGAUUAGAAGAAUACUUUAUACAUUAUAAAGUAUAU